This is a messenger RNA of Knipowitschia caucasica, 1170 nucleotides long. The record is from the annotation of a GenBank genome assembly. Lineage: Eukaryota; Metazoa; Chordata; Actinopteri; Gobiiformes; Gobiidae.
AUGAGACUCCUCACCAUUCAGAAAAAACACAUCGGACUCAAAUCAUCCACUGAGGAGCAAGGAUUCAUUAUCAAAAUGUCACACUGGAACAAGAGACUGUUUGGGUGCCAGAUGAGGAGUCGUCUGAUGCACUCGCCUCUGUACAAAAACAAGCAACGAUCAAGGUCAACAAGACCACUUACAGGCCAGAGCAUGGACGUGGGUGACGGUUCAGGGGGUCCUUCUAAAGUGCAUGUGACUCUGAGUCCCUGGGAGAUGCCUGCAGAGUGUGUCCUGGAGGGGCUGGACUUCUGGCAGAAAGGGCACUAUGGACCCAUCUGUAAGGGGACCCUGAGGAGGAAGGAGGGCAGCACACAGUCUGUGGUGGUCAAGUCUCUCAGAGACGGGCCGGAGAAACCUGAGGCUGGAGAGUUUGUGGAGCUGCUUCAGUUUCACUCCAGAGUGAGCAGACACCAGAACGUGGUGAAGAUGUUGUUCUGUCAAACCUCUCGUCUGCCCAUGUACCUGAUCCUGGAGAAGAGCGUCCCUGGGAACCUGCUGCACUUCCUCUGGAGCCUCCGAAAUAACAAUGUUACACUGACUGAUCAGGACUUCACAGAGAGGUCAGUGUUUGUGGUUGCCAAGCAGGUAGCAGCUGGUCUGGAUUACCUGAUGUCUGAGCACAGGCUGGUCCAUGGAGACGUGGCGGCCCGGAACAUCCUCCUGGGGCCUGGUUUAACAGCGCGGGUGGGGGGGCUGGGUGGGGCCUUCAGGGCACGGAAGGCGGAGUCAGCGAUUACCGUACAAACAACACAGGUACCGAUAAAAUGGCAAUCGCCCGAGAGGAUCAUGAUGCAGCUCAAGAUCGACAGAAGUGAUGUCUGGUCAUUUGGAAUCUUGUUGUAUGAAAUGAUCACUUUAGGCUCUCCUCCGUACCCUGAGCUGGAGCCGCUGUCAGUGUUGCCCAAACUGCAGCGGUCGUAUCGGAUGAAGAGGCCAAACAACAGUGGGGCGUCUCUGUACGACUUGAUGAAAUACUGCUGGAUGUGGAGUUUUAAGGACAGACCGACUUUCUCUGCCAUCAUCAAGCUGCUGGACUCGUCUCUGUAUCUGGCGUCCACACGUCCCAUCUGCGUCCCAGACACUGUGGACAGAAGCCAUUACAACACUGUCGCUGGGCUCACGCCGUGA